UUGAUUCGGGAAUUAAUUCCUCAGUUGAUGUCCAGCCGGCAAUAAGUGCACAUUACGGAAUAGUGAUUAACAUCGAGUGUCAAAAAAAAAAAAAUGUGGGCGGUCUUACUGAUCAGUCUUCUUCUUUCAGUUAACCUUAGCCAGUCUGCCAACUAUGAGUGUUCUUCGGAUUGCCCAUUUCAUCCCACGUAUUGGAAAGGACGUUGCUGCAUAUCAAACCUGGCACUUUUGAAUCCCUCUGAGAUGAACGAAUUUAAAAUAAGACCCAUCCAUGCCAAUCACAUCGUGGUAACAUUCGCCAAUCUAACUACAAAAGCCCUUACGUCAAAGUUUCUCAAACACAUAAAAGGCCUCAAACAUUUGCACGUCGUUCAUGGAAAUGUUCCCAGCAUCCAAUUGUCACCAAAUUUACUUUCGCUUCACGUGGCAGGAUGUGGACUGGAGAAAUUGAUAAUAAACGAACAGGAUAGUUACAAACUUCAAACACUGGAACUUCAAGAUCCUGCUCUAACAAAACUUCCCACUGGCAUCAAUAAACUGACGCACCUCACGAAACUCAUCAUCAGCCAUACCAAAAUAAAGAUGCUGAAUUUGUCUGAACUGCAAGGCCUUAACGAGCUUCAAGAGCUCCGGAUACGCUACGGGUUUCUCGACACCAUUCACACUGGCCAAAGGUUAAGUCUACCCAAUCUUCGGUUGUUCCAGCUUACCGGGAAUCUCCUAUCCUCACUGGACGUUUCCAAUUGGGAUAUGCCUAAUAUGCGCAGAUUCGACGUCACUCACAACCGGUUGAAAAAGAUCGAUCACUUGUCUACAGCCUUCCCCGAACUUAAAAUAAUCCGUUUGUGGCGUAACGACUGGAGCUGUCAGUGGCUUCGGGAAGAUGGUCGAAAAUUCCUUAGCCGAAACGUCAUCGAUCCAAGCAUGGUAAUUCUACCGGACGAGGACUGUACCGGAUCGCUGGAAGCCGGAAUUUGCUGUGAUUUACCUCCGGGAACUUUCCCUCAACCGGAAGAACGAUUCCGGCAUUGUGCGGGUGACAAAGGUCCAAAUUUUGUAUGCAGCGAGUUGACCGACGGCAACGUAGCCAAAUAUCAGAGAAUGACCCCACGAGCCGAAAUUCUCCAGGCGUUGAAGUUGAAUUGAUAAAUUUUAUGCAACUAACUUGCAGUAUCAGUUCAUUCUUCGGUUAUGUACUUCCUUAUUUAAAGAAAAAGUCACUAAACGAAUGUUUAAUGUUCCUUUUAAUGUUUCCUAGUUACUAAAGUCACUAUAAUAGUAAAAAUGAAUUCUGUAAGCGCGAUAACUGCCCCUACGUGAAAAAGAUAUGAUUCAAUCGCUAAUAGUUAUUUAUGCAUCAAGUUUAAAAAAGUGAUUUUUUUCAGCACGAAUCAUAAGCAGAGUUGGAUAAUAACACAAUUUUAUGUUUAUUCGAAAAAUGCCCAUGAAAGUUUAUUAAUUAUUCUACAAGAAGCGCAUGUCAACAAAUAGCAACAUGUGGACGACCAUGCCAAAGACUAAAACUAUAUGAUCAAUUAGGUCGUGGAAUGAACUUUUCGACACUGAAUUCAAUGCUGGAAAGUAGCACUUUUCGAUACUGUUUUCAGUGUCGAAAUGUUCACUUUUCAACACGGAAUAGCA
Uranotaenia lowii is the source of this 1641-nucleotide messenger RNA. RefSeq lists its product as uncharacterized. The record is from RefSeq and is a predicted model, not a curated record. The coding region runs from base 94 to 1146 and encodes 350 amino acids. NCBI's taxonomy places the organism in Eukaryota, Metazoa, Arthropoda, Insecta, Diptera, Culicidae. The transcript has 2 exons. Gene Ontology annotation, molecular function: protein binding.